GAAAAAGAGAAAUCAAAACAAGAAAAACGCGGACGGAUACGUUGAGCGAUGCAGCCGGACUAUCUUCGCCCGUUGCUCCGCUUCUCCAGCGCUCCUCCGCUCUGUGCGGCUGCCUGUCGUUCGCUUACUUCAAGCGAGGCGCUUCGCCGAGGAUGCUCAUUCGGAGAUCGUGCGCCACUCGGAUUACUUGGUGCCAGCGGCAUGCUUCCUGAGUCGCUGCCGCUGUAGCCGCGGAUGUGCGUGUUCUUCGUGUGCUGUGCCAGUGCUCCCAACCAUGGCAACGAGGCUGCCUCUCCUGCUGCUCCUGCUCGCGAGCUUCACGUUCGCCCACCGGUCGACGCUUGAAAGCCGUCGGGGAAAGUGCGAGCGCAUCACCAUCCCCAUGUGCCAGGACAUGCCGUACAACCUGACGCGCAUGCCCAACCUCAUGGGACACACGGACCAGAGCCAAGCCGCAAUCCAAGUGCACGAGUUCGUACCACUCGUAGAAAUUGGUUGCUCCAAACACCUCAAGUUCUUCUUGUGUUCCCUCUACGCGCCCAUGUGCACAGAGCAAGUUGACAUGCCAAUCCCGUCCUGCCAGUCCAUCUGCGAAGAGGUCAAGUCCAAGUGCCUGCCGCUUCUGACGCAGUUCAAUUUCAACUGGCCCCAAGCUCUGAACUGCAGCCGGCUUCCCGUGCCUGAAAAGAAUGGUUUGUGCAUGGAGUUCCCACCGGUAGCGGACGAGCGUUAUUCCAAGUACCUCCUGGACAAGACGGAGUCUGCCAAGCUUUCCCAGAACCACAAGCUCCUCAACCUUCCUCUGGCUCACGCCUUUCCGCCCUUCAAGAAGUUUCAAAACGGACGGUUCUUCGACGUAUCGUCCACGGAACCUUCCUCUUCCGUUGGACGUUCCAAGAGCUGUCCGGAGACCAUGGUGGAGCUACCAGGUCAGAACCAGAAUCAGUGCAUCGCUCGCUGCGGCUGGGACUUCCUCUUCACGCGCAACGACAAAAACUUUGCCGAAAUUUGGAUGGGAAUCUGGGCCGCCGUGUGCUUCAUGGCAACCUUCUUCACUGUGUCGACCUUCUGGAUCAAUCCGGCUCGGUUCCGCUACCCCGAGCGCCCCAUCAUCUUCCUCAGCCUGUGUUGUUGCUUCUCCAGCAUCGCCUACCUGUUCCGCAUCUUUGCUGGCUCGGAAUUCAUCUCGUGCAACCGCUCGGAAGGCGUGGACGCUCAUCUCAUUGUCGAAGGAGUGGACAGGUCCGGCUGCAUCGUGGUGUUCCUCUUGCUCUACUACUUCGGCAUGGCCGCCGCCUUCUGGUGGCUCGUGCUCACUCUGUCGUGGUACCUGGCGGCCGGAAAACAGUGGGGCCACGAAGCCAUCGAAUCCCUGGCCAGCUACUUCCAUCUUGUCUGCUGGGCCGUGCCAGGGAUCCUCAGCAUCGUCGUGCUGGCGCUCCGACACGUCGACGGCGACGAACUCACCGGAAUGUGCUUUGUGGGGAACCAGAGCCGAGAGGCGCUACUCAGCUUCGUCAUAGCGCCUCUCAGCUUUGUUCUGACUGUGGGGAGCCUGCUCAUAUUCCUGGGUUUUGUGUCUCUCUUGCGAAUCCGCAAAGUCAUGAAGGAAGGCGGGAGAAACACGAGCAAGCUCGAGAGGCUCAUGGUGCGCAUCGGACUCUUCUCGGUGCUGUCCACCGUUCCGGCGCUCACGCUGCUGGCCUGCCUGCUGUACGAGUACCACCAGAUGCCCCUCUGGAAGGAGGCUGCCAUCGCCAACACCUUCGAAUGUCUACUCAAGCGGGGAGACGGGUCGCCCUGCAGACUCCAUGACAGCAUCCCGCUGGAAGAGGUGUUCAUGCUCAAGAUCUUCAUGUCGCUUCUUGUGGGUAUCACUACGGGCGUCUGGAUUUGGAGCAACAAGACUUGGACCACUUGGGGCAAACUGUGUGCAUCCAGGUUCGGUCGCCGUUCCCGGAGGCACCACGCCAAGGUCCUCCCGGGAAGCCUGGCAUCGCCCCACAAUCACCAGUUCUAUCCGCUCAAUGUGAAUGCCAGGACAAAAACUCACUCUCACAGGAAAGCGCUGACCAACGUAACGAUGGUGUGAGAUUCUGCAAAAGCAGAUCUUGUAAAUAUGCUUGUAAAUAUGACAUAAUGAUGUAUAUAUAUAUAUAUUAGAGAGCGUGACGUGAGUUGGUAAGGAGACCACUCAUAUUUUGGGGGAGUGUGCCAGCAUGUGUGUUUCCGAGUGAAGGCAAAUACAAAUAUUUCUAUACGGUU
Molecule: messenger RNA, 2265 nt
Organism: Ixodes scapularis (black-legged tick)
Lineage: Eukaryota; Metazoa; Arthropoda; Arachnida; Ixodida; Ixodidae
Product: frizzled-9-like
Exons: 1
Coding region: 275-2092 (605 amino acids)
Biological process (GO): canonical Wnt signaling pathway; non-canonical Wnt signaling pathway
Cellular component (GO): plasma membrane
Molecular function (GO): Wnt receptor activity; Wnt-protein binding
Source: RefSeq, a predicted model, not a curated record